This is a messenger RNA of Theobroma umbraticum, 816 nucleotides long. Its product is annotated as Clathrin adaptor complex small chain family protein. Gene Ontology annotation, biological process: intracellular protein transport; vesicle-mediated transport. NCBI's taxonomy places the organism in Eukaryota, Viridiplantae, Streptophyta, Magnoliopsida, Malvales, Malvaceae. Gene Ontology annotation, molecular function: clathrin-cargo adaptor activity. Gene Ontology annotation, cellular component: membrane coat; AP-1 adaptor complex. The record is from RefSeq and is a predicted model, not a curated record.
GCCAGAUCCUCUUGAAAUUAAAUUGUUCAAAUAACUAUAAAGCCUGAGCAGCUGCAGGACUUCCGAAUCGGGACACCGGUUUCUGAGCUUUAGGACAGCCCGGAUUUUCAUUUUGACUGCCCGGCCAACGCCAACGAUGAUUCACUUUGUGCUUCUAAUUAGUCGACAGGGGAAAGUUAGGUUGACAAAAUGGUAUUCACCUUAUUCUCAAAAAGAAAGGACGAAGGUUAUCCGUGAGCUCAGUGGAGUGAUUCUUACAAGGGGACCCAAACUCUGUAAUUUUGUGGAAUGGAGAGGAUUUAAAGUCGUUUAUAAAAGAUAUGCUAGUCUUUACUUUUGCAUGUGCAUUGACCAGGAUGACAACGAAUUAGAGAUUCUAGAAAUUAUUCAUCACUAUGUUGAGAUUCUUGACCGAUACUUUGGCAGUGUCUGUGAAUUGGACUUGAUCUUCAACUUUCAUAAGGCCUACUAUAUAUUGGAUGAACUCUUGAUUGCUGGUGAACUUCAAGAGCCAAGCAAGAAAACUGUGGCACGUUUAAUAGCUGCACAGGAUUCACUGGUGGAGACUGCAAAAGAACAGGCCAGCUCCAUUAGCAAUAUAAUUGCACAGGCCACAAAGUAGGUUCUGAUAAGUCAUAGCCAUUUGUCUUGGUUGAUUUUGGAGUACCAUCUGUACCAAAUUCUUUUUGAAUUUCAUUUCGAGAACUGAAUUAUAUGUUAUGAGUGUAGGAUUUGAGAGGUUGUAGAAUUGACAAUUCUUCAUCUCACACAUGUUAUAAUAUGUAUAUGGUCAUGCAUUUGGGUUUCAAGCGUGGA